UGGAUUCUUGGCAGGCGAGGCUACACAGCAGUCACGAGUCGUAGCACACCCUUUGCGCUCCGCUCCUGCGUGCACGGGAUCCUCGCGACCGCGGGUCUCCGUCGCUGCAGCAAUGCAAGUCAGCCAGAGAUACUGUACGCAGUCUGAGUACAAGCCACAGAUGGUAUCCGCAAGGACCGCAAAGACUGCCCACUUUAUUGACCUUCGGAUUGCCUCUCAACUCGGCCCGCACUCCCCAACCACGACCCCACAACAGCUUCAUCAAGCCAUCCUUCUCAUCCCGUCCCGCUCUCCAUACGGCUCCGCUCUCCCGAGCCCCUCACACUCGUUUUUCCUUUCCAAGCGCACGCGCUCACACUGUCACUCACUCGGUUUGCUCUUUAAAAGGCGUUGCGCUUUGUCCUCGCCUUGUCGGCAUUUCUUCCUCACCUUUGAUUAAGGCCACUCGUCCCACCCAUCCACAUCCUUCCUCCCCUCAAUCAUCCUCAUCAUGUUCAGCAAGCUCGUCGUUGCCGUUGCCAUCGCCCUCGGCGUUGCGUCUAGCGUCGUCGCUGCCCCUGGCGCCGCCUUUCCUCCACUUUCCGAGGCCGUCAAGAGGGAUCUCAUGGCCCGCGACCCUUCAGAGUACGAGGUGUACGGUCUCACCAACAGCACUGCCCUCGGUGCUAGAGCUCCUCCCAGCAAUCUCUACGGCAUUCAAGAGCGCUGCACCGCUUCUCGUUGCUUUAGCUUCACCUUUGACGACGGACCUUACAACAAGCACAGGGACAUUGCCGACCGUCUGAACAACGAGGGCUACAAGGGAACGUUUUUCGUCAAUGGCAACAACUACAGGUGCAUUUACGAUGAGCCCCAGGUGCAGGCUCUCAAGUACUCUUACGCUCAGGGUCACGAGAUUUGCUCGCACACUUGGUCGCACCCCCACCUGAACUCGCUGAGCAAUGAUCAGAUCGACGGUCAGAUUCAGUUCGUCGAAGAUGCCCUUUACAAGAUUCUUGGUGUUGUUCCUGCUUGCGUGCGCCCUCCCUACGGCGAAGCCAACCAGCGCGUCGUGGACCACCUGAACAACCGUUGGGGACUGGUGGUGGUCAACUGGAACUUUGACACUCAGGACGCAUCUGGUGCCUCUGUCAGCCAGAGUCUGGAUGUCUACCGCGGCAUCAAGGCCCCCAAGCACGCUAUCGUCCUCAACCACGAGACCGUUUCCACUACUCCCGACAACAUGCUGCCCAAGGCCAUCAACAUUGUGAAGCAAAACGGCUACGUUCCCCAAAACGUUCAGACGGUGGCUACCAACUUGAGGUACAACCCUUACAAGGUUGUUGGCAAGCCCGGUGUGCGCGACAGCACCUGGACCUGCGCCGGCAAGCCUCAACCAGGAGCUGCUUGAGCGGGUCGUGAGAAGCGGUUCAGCAUACCGCGCGACGAAGUCGUGUCUCCAAUACAUCUCUUGCCUUUUUGCCCCUCCACAGAUGGUCACUUUCACAUCAUUCACCUUGCCCUCUGUCACUGCUACAUACAUGGACGCGCUGUUUCUUUUAUCAGCCCCGCCUUCUCGUCUCGCCUCGGCGGUGGAAUGGACACUUUUUUUUUCACUCAAGAUUGUCAUCUGUGAGGCGGUGCUGGUGAUGCUCCCGAUGGGGGGUGAUGCCUGCACAGCGAAUCCCCGUGAUGAUUGAGAUGUUGCAACGACCUCCUU
Molecule: messenger RNA, 1699 nt
Organism: Ceraceosorus guamensis
Lineage: Eukaryota; Fungi; Basidiomycota; Exobasidiomycetes; Ceraceosorales; Ceraceosoraceae
Product: glycoside hydrolase/deacetylase
Exons: 2
Coding region: 491-1390 (299 amino acids)
Biological process (GO): carbohydrate metabolic process
Molecular function (GO): hydrolase activity, acting on carbon-nitrogen (but not peptide) bonds
Source: RefSeq, a predicted model, not a curated record